This is a messenger RNA of Bemisia tabaci, 1725 nucleotides long. Its product is annotated as putative sodium-coupled neutral amino acid transporter 11. Lineage: Eukaryota; Metazoa; Arthropoda; Insecta; Hemiptera; Aleyrodidae. Gene Ontology annotation, cellular component: membrane. The record is from RefSeq and is a predicted model, not a curated record. Gene Ontology annotation, biological process: amino acid transmembrane transport. Gene Ontology annotation, molecular function: L-amino acid transmembrane transporter activity.
UCUGAAAUCGCUGGAUAGAUUAAUCGCGCAUGCGCAGAACACUCAGCGUUCUCCCUGCCGAUUGGCUGAGAGUGUCAACACUAUUAUCAGUUCAAUUUCUGCACCUGUUUUUUUCGUAAAUUAUUAAAAUUUUGUUGUCGCGAAGGUGGUGUGAAUUUCUAUUGUCAAGCCGUAUUAUUUUUUCUUAAUCCUAGUUCCAAUGGUUCUCCAAGUGCACAAUUAAUGCAAAUCUUCAAAGUAUGGGUGAAAUAAAAAAGCCAGCCAAUGAAAAAACCUACAUAUUAGAGCAACAGUUUCAGUCUCCUGUUAGUGAUGGUCCAAAUAGUGAUACAGAGCAGCUUUUUCGGAAUGAAAAAGAUCCGCACAAGUCUGGAUUGGAGGUUGCCAGUUUCAAUUAUGUCAACUCCAUCAUCGGUAGCGGAGUUAUCGGCAUACCUUAUGCAUUUAAAGAAGCUGGAUUUGGAUUGGGGAUCAUGAUGUUGGCGUUCGUAGCCUUAGUGACUGAUUAUUCUCUUGUGUUGAUGGUCCGAUCAGCUCAUAUAAGUGGUGUUUAUUCCUAUCAAGGACUAAUGGAAGCUGCGUUUGGGUCUGCAGGGUUCAUCAUACUUUCAUUUCUUCAAUUUAUUUAUCCAUUUAUAGCGAUGGUGAGUUAUAACAUAGUGGUUGGAGAUACAAUUACCAAAGUUUUAAUGAGGGUAUUCAAUUUAUACCCUCACUCUUUACUUGCCCGGCGGGAUGUAGUUGUAGCUCUUGCAACAAUAUUUGUGACAUUACCCCUCUGUUUGAUGAAGAAUUUAGCAGGCCUGGCAAAAGCCUCCAUCCUCUCAAUGGUUUUUGUCUUUUUUAUUCUGUUGGCGAUUUUUAUCCGAUUCUUCACUCUCCAAGAUGUAGUACCACCAAGUUUUGAUGCCUGGGAAUUUGCGAACUGGGAUGUUAUUCCUGCUCUUGGAAUCAUGGCUUUUGCCUUUAUGUGCCAUCACAACGUAUUCCUUUUGUAUGAAUCCAUUGAAAGAGCUGAUCAAACAAAGUGGGACAAGAUAACGCACUUUUCGCUCUCUGUUUCUUUUGCUAUAUCAGCAAUGUUUGGUGUGGCAGGCUAUGCCACUUUCACUGGAUACUCCCAAGGAGAUCUGUUGGAAAAUUAUUGUUGGGACGACGACCUGAUGAACCUUGCUAGACUGUUUUUCAGCUGCACCAUUUUAUUUACUUACCCAAUUGAAUGCCUUGUGACAAGGUCUGUCAUAUAUCAAAUAAUGGGGAAUGAAAAUAACGUGUCUGAUCUCCAACACUUGCUAAUCACAUGUGGGAUUGUUGGGACUACAUUUUUAUUGUCCAUAAUGACGGAUUGUUUAGGAGUUGUUUUAGAACUAAACGGUGUGCUUUCAGCCGUACCCUUGGCAUUUAUUUUGCCUGCAGCUAGUUACCUGAAAUUGGAGCCAGGGUCUGUGUUCUCCGAUAGAAAACUGCCCGCAUUAGGUCUUGCGAUAUUUGGAUGCCUUGUAGCUGUAAUUGGUGCUGUAUUGAUUAUUUUGGAUUUUGACUCGGAAGAUACGUGCAGUCAUGGAAGAGUCAUGCCGUACUGUCUCAACCACACUUUGUACACUUAAAUGAUAGAGCCUUACUUUGAAGAGGAACAAUGAUGAAAGUUUAAAGGUUCCUCUCCUUUAACGUUCCAUACUGCUGUGCUAAGGAAAAACGCCGUAUAAGUCUUCAGACGUUGCCAAA